This is a messenger RNA of Ilex paraguariensis (yerba mate), 1851 nucleotides long. The record is from the annotation of a GenBank genome assembly. NCBI's taxonomy places the organism in Eukaryota, Viridiplantae, Streptophyta, Magnoliopsida, Aquifoliales, Aquifoliaceae.
AGAGAGAGAGAGAGAGAGAGAGAGAGAGAGAGAGAGAGAGAGAGAGAGAGAUGGAGAAGUUAGCAGGUUUGAGCCACCUCUUUGUGACGGUGUUCCUCUCUAACUUCGCGGUGCUAAUGGUGAAUCCGGCAAUCACAGACGUCACCAUGGCGGCACUUUGCCCUGGUAAAGAUCAAUGCUCCCUCGCCAUUUACCUCUCCGGAUUGCAACAGGCGAUCAUAGGAAUGGGGACGCUGGUGAUGAUACCGCUAAUUGGAAAACUGUCUGAUGUGUAUGGAAGGAAAGCUUUACUAACACUCCCUAUGACUCUCUCCAUUCUUCCACUGGUUAUAUUGGCAUACAGCCGAUCGACAACCUAUUUCUAUGUCUACUAUGUGUUCAGGACUCUCACUGCCAUGACAAGCGAAGGCAGCGUUCAGUGCCUUGCUCUUGCUUAUGUGGCAGACAACAUUUCAGAGGGAAAGCGAGUCUCAGCAAUUGGAGUUCUAACUGGCGUAGGUACCGCUGCAAUCGUAUGUGGUACCUUAGCUACUCGUUUUCUCUCCACUGCCCAGACAUUUCAGGUUGCUGCAUUUGUAGCAAUGGCUGCAGUGGUGUACAUGAGACUUUUCCUCAAGGACACGAACCGAAUUAAUGAUGCUUUGGUGCAGCCAAUGUUGAAGAGUGGAUCAGAUGUUACCAAGUCAGAUGAAGAAUCAUCUAAGAAGAUACAGGUCUUCAAAAGAAUCUCAUCAAUGGGUGAGCUUAUUUGCUUGCUCAGCAGUAGUGGUACAUUUUCUCGAGCAGCAUUUGUUGCUUUCUUCAAUAGUCUUGCAGAGGGUGGACUUCAUGCUUCUUUACUGUAUUUCUUCAAGGCCCAGUUUCACUUCAACAAAGACCAAUUUGCUGAUCUAAUGCUGAUUGUCAACAUUGGAGGGACCUUUUCACAGCUGCUUCUCAUGCCUACAUUUGCUCCCAUCAUAGGAGAGGAGAAAUUGCUUUCCAUAGGGCUGUUUGCUGGAUUUUUGAACAUGCUACUUAACAGCAUAGCAUGGUCAGUCUGGGUUCCUUAUGCAGUAGCUGGGUUCUAUGUUUUCACAUCAGUUGCAACCCCAAGUCUACGAAGCAUUGUAUCGAAACAAGUUGGGCCCAUGGAACAGGGGAUGGCUCAAGGAUGUAUUUCAGGCGUGAGUUCCUUUGCGAAUAUCAUCAGCCCCUUAAUAUAUAGUCCUCUAGCAGCUCUAUUUUUAUCCGAUCGAGCUCCAUUUCAUUUCCCUGGUUUCAGUGUCAUGUGCAUAGGACUUGCUUGGAUGAUGGCCUUUAUUGCAAGUACAAUGAUCAAGGCUGCUCCCCAUAGUUCUAGAGGCAAAAUCAGCAUUAAGGACUACACGGUUGCCUAGUUGUGAGGAUUUAAAUAGUGUCAAAAAGAAGACAUAUCUGGCUGGCAGCCUAGGAGUAAUCUUAUUCGUUCAAAUACUCACAAAGAUACCUAGAAGAACACAAAGAACAAUGGCCAUCGGUACUGUUGCAAAGCUUAACUGCCCUUUUGUAUGAAAAUCAAUUUGACCCAAUAUUGGGGGGAAAAAACUUUCUUCAACUAGAAGAGUAUAUCACCUAUAAGUAUGGCAUACAAUUGUCUGGGUCAUAUCCAGGAGACAAACUUAGGUCUGCAUUCUCUUAGCUUUAUUGGGCAUGCAAAUGUCUUUUUUAGCAAUAAUAUUCUCUCCUGAUUUUGGGCAAUUGUAGAUGAUCCAAAGAUUUUUUUGAAUGGAUCAAAUUUAGCUAGUGUAACCUCUUUUUAAUUUAUUUUAGCUCAUACUAUUAUCGUCAUUGUAUUUCUCGUUUUUCUUGUUAUUUCGUUCAUUGUCAUCA